Molecule: messenger RNA, 1920 nt
Organism: Onychomys torridus (southern grasshopper mouse)
Lineage: Eukaryota; Metazoa; Chordata; Mammalia; Rodentia; Cricetidae
Gene: Lhx5
Product: LIM homeobox 5
Exons: 5
Coding region: 376-1584 (402 amino acids)
Biological process (GO): regulation of transcription by RNA polymerase II; neuron differentiation
Cellular component (GO): nucleus
Molecular function (GO): DNA-binding transcription factor activity, RNA polymerase II-specific; RNA polymerase II transcription regulatory region sequence-specific DNA binding
Source: RefSeq, a predicted model, not a curated record
AUGAGGAUCGGGACCGCUUGAAAGUGGGGGAAAGUGCCGGCGCCUCCGUCAACCGGGAAAGCCGCUCGCCAGUGCCGAAGCCAGCAGCCGCCGAGGACACCUGCUCUAGGCUGGAGCGAGCGCCCGGGCGCGACCCGUGGCAUGAGGCUGUGACCGCCGCCGCCCUCCACGCCACUCUGGGCAGCGCAGCGCCAGGCCGAGGAGCGUCGGAGGACUUGACCCCGCGAAGUCUUGGUUGAUCCCUCCGGGACUUGUCCCUGCCGAGGCCCAGAGACCAGGGAGGCUGAAAGCCACUUCAGCGGGGACCGGGAGGCCCUAAGGGCCCAGGGGCCCCAAGGAAGACGAGGCGGCCCGAGCCGCCCGGGGCGCGCGGCUAUGAUGGUGCACUGUGCCGGCUGUGAGCGGCCCAUCCUCGACCGCUUUCUGCUGAACGUGCUGGACCGCGCGUGGCAUAUCAAAUGUGUUCAAUGCUGCGAGUGCAAAACCAACCUCUCGGAGAAGUGUUUCUCCCGAGAAGGCAAGCUGUACUGUAAAAACGACUUCUUCAGGCGCUUCGGCACGAAGUGCGCGGGCUGCGCGCAAGGCAUCUCUCCCAGCGACCUGGUGCGCAAGGCCCGGAGCAAAGUCUUUCACCUCAACUGCUUCACCUGCAUGGUGUGCAACAAACAGCUGUCCACGGGAGAGGAGCUCUACGUGAUCGACGAGAACAAGUUUGUGUGUAAAGACGACUACCUGAGCUCCUCUAGCCUCAAGGAGGGGAGCCUCAACUCAGUGUCAUCCUGUACGGACCGCAGUUUGUCCCCGGACCUCCAGGACCCGUUACAGGACGACCCCAAAGAAACCGACAACUCGACCUCAUCGGACAAGGAGACCGCGAACAACGAGAACGAGGAACAGAACUCCGGCACGAAGCGGCGCGGCCCGCGCACCACCAUCAAAGCCAAGCAGUUGGAGACGCUCAAGGCGGCCUUCGCGGCCACGCCCAAGCCCACGCGCCACAUCCGCGAACAGCUGGCCCAGGAAACCGGCCUCAACAUGAGGGUCAUUCAGGUGUGGUUUCAGAACCGAAGGUCCAAAGAACGCCGUAUGAAACAGCUGAGCGCUCUGGGAGCCCGGAGACACGCCUUCUUCCGGAGUCCGAGGCGCAUGCGUCCCCUGGGCGGCCGCUUGGACGAGUCUGAGAUGUUGGGGUCUACCCCGUACACUUAUUACGGAGACUACCAAAGCGACUACUACGCCCCGGGAGGCAACUACGACUUCUUCGCGCACGGGCCGCCCUCGCAGGCUCAGUCCCCAGCCGACUCAAGCUUCCUGGCAGCGUCGGGACCCGGCUCGACGCCGCUGGGCGCGCUGGAACCGCCACUGGCCGGGCCGCACGGCGCGGACAACCCCAGGUUCACCGACAUGAUCUCGCACCCGGACACGCCUAGCCCCGAGCCGGGCCUGCCCGGCGCGCUGCACCCCAUGCCUGGAGAGGUGUUCAGCGGCGGGCCUAGCCCGCCCUUCCCCAUGAGCGGCACCAGCGGCUACAGCGGACCCCUGUCGCAUCCCAACCCCGAGCUCAACGAGGCGGCCGUCUGGUAAGGCCAAGGGGCCGGGCCACCCCCUGCCAUCGAGCCCUGAACGCUUCCUGGGUCACCCUCGAGAGAGUCCUCGCAUCUCCACCCCCUCAGAGCUUCGGCGCGCGCCUGAGCAAUUUCUUGGGACCAAAGUCAUUAUUUUGGAGGGUCGAGAUUCCAAGCACACCCUAGACGCCCCCGGGACCCCCGCCCACCAUCACCUCUUUGAACUAAGAGGGGGUUGAAACCAAGGAGGAGCGGAGACGGUGACGCUACCCCUCCCUGCGAGCCGAGGCCAUCGUGAAAUCUUAUUUCUCACUCUUUCUCUUUAAAAAGAGAGAGAGAGAGAGAGAGAGAGAGA